CACUGAUGAUUUCAUAUUCAAUCAGGUCGGAACUGUCUCGUAGGGGGAGACGUCAACACGGACUUUAUUGACCCAAACACCGGUCGUUAUGCUCCAUGGAGACCCCGGUACCUCCUAUGUCACCCGGGCAGGCGAGUUGUUCCACUUCCCGCCGCCUUCUUGUGAACUUUCCACCGCUUCAGCACCACGCAGCCGCUAUGGACGGACACCGGCGCCCCGGUGCGGCAUGCAAAUACGUACUCUGACGUCGGCGAUCAUGUGGCUUUUGGCGUAGAUCCUCCUUGUGAUCGCCAAUUUUUUCCCUCUCCGGUCGCCUGUUGUCUGCCUAGCUACUGGAGCUACCUUUUUUUUUAAUAAACAGCUUUUUGCUCAUUUCCCUCUGCUUUGGGAUUGUACUGCACGCUACCUGAGCAUCGCGACGUUACCGUGUGCAGGUGGUGUCCUGUCAUGCAUUUCCUCAAGGUCAGCUUACUUUGGCGCUGACGCUGUCAGCGAGACAAGCCUGGAACUUCACCCUCUGUUGCCCUCGCUCAACCCACUCAUCCUGCCCCUGGGAGCAGCUCUCCUCUUCCAAAAGUCUGACUUGUCCCAGUACAAGCCAAUCCUUCUAGCUAUUCAUCUCACUCUGUGGCAGUGAUCCUGCCAUAGUCUCCGUUACUGAAUACCUGGCCAAGAAAAAGUGAAGGCGGCCUUCAUUAUUCAUCGUCAUCAUGUCUAGUCGGCGUAAGGCUUCCACUCCCUGUAUGAUCCGCCCACUGGAGACCAUGGUUGAGCUGGACGAUGAGGAGGAGGAGACAACAGAAAACCAUGCUGAUGAGGACGCUAUGGAGACAGAUCCAUCUGAUGACCUCGACCUAAUGGGUAGGACUUCUGACUUUCCAACAGCUCCAGACAUUGCAGUGACAGAGUCUACAGACUGUUCCAAGCCUUCGCGUAAGCAGCAGCGGGGCUACGAGUGCAAAUACUGCACGUUCUCCACUCAGAACCUCAACACGUUCAAAGAACAUGUGGACGCCAAUCACCCCAACGUAAUCCUUAACCCACUGUACCUUUGUGCUGUCUGCAACUUCAACACAAAAAAGUUUGACUCCCUGACCGAACACAACGAGAGGAAUCACCCCGGCGAGAGCAACUUCAAGUUUAAGCGCGUCAAAAUGAACAAUCAGACAAUUUUGGAGCAGACAAUAGAGGGCUGCAAAAACAAUGCAGUCAUUUACAAUAGCUCCAGUGUCAGCAAAACAGAAGGACAGAGCACUUUGCCCAUCAGCAAAGCCACCACAGUCAAGAUGGGAAAACAAAAAGUUGUGUCUUCAGAUAAUAAACGGAUGGAUCCUCAGUUGUGUAAACUGAACCCUGACAUGAGCAAGAAAGCCAUCACAGCACUCAACGUAAAUGGGACAGUAAUCAUCCCAGAGUCAACUCUCCUCAAAGCUGACUGCCUUUCUCACAUCAUGCCUUCCCUGCAGCGGCCUGUAAACUACACCCAGGUGCCGAAGAUUGCCAUUCCCCUCAACACAACCAAAUACAAUCCUUCUCUGGACGACAACUUGACUCUCAUCUCUUCCUUCAACAAGUUCCCAUACCCAACACAGGCUGAGCUUUCCUGGCUCACUGCUGUUUCCAAACAUCCAGAGGAGCAAAUUAAAGUCUGGUUUACCACACAGAGGCUCAAACAAGGCAUUAGCUGGUCACCAGAGGAGGUCGAGGAAGCCAGAAAGAAGAUGUUCAAUGGUACAAUCUCGUCUGUGUCUCAGACCUUCACAGUUGUAACCCCCCAGCUCACCACUCAGUCAUCCAUCAACUUGCCGCCAGUAACAACUACAGGCUCCAAAUCAGUGCAGCCUUCAGCCCAGGUUCUCCAGUCCGUUCCCUGUCAGCUUCUGGGACAGACCAGCCUCGUGCUGACUCCCGUAGCCAACGGCUCCACUGUCACAUGUGCGCCGUUGGCACUCACUCUGGCUAACCAGGUGGCUCAGUCACUCAAACGACCUUUGACCUCUCCCUCGACUGCCACAGAUAGUAAACGGCCCUCCAUCAUUCAAACAAUUUCUGCACCUAUCGCCACAUCGAAGUUGGCGUCGCCCAAAGUGUUAAAUUUCACUGCGGACCCCAACAAAACUGCAGAGCAGCUCUCUGUGUUGCGCUCGAGCUACUCACAGUGUCCUUUCCCUGAGGAGGAAGAGAUCUACAGACUGAUCGAGACCACUGGGCUGUCCAGAGGAGAGAUUAAGAAGUGGUUCAGUGAACAAAGGCUCCUUAAUCUUAAAGGUGUUCCCCCUCCCCCUGUGCUUGUGAAAGCCGAAGUGACUACAGUACCUAAAGACGGCCCUGUAAGAAAAGCAGUCCCGAGCCAGUUUCCUUUGUUAGAGCGGGUGAAGGGAAAGUCUUCAGAGCAGCUGAAGGCAUUGGAGGAGAGUUUCCAGAGAAGCAGUACUCAGACUGACACACAACUUGACCAACUGGCCCAGGAGACCAAGCUCUCUAAAACAGAGGUGGACUGCUGGUUUUCAGAGCGCAGGGCGCUCAGGGACAACAUGGAGAAGGCUCUACUCUGCGUGACCUCCAAAAGCACAGACGACAAAGCCGACAGGCCGGGCGUGUUGCUCAAUGGAUCUUCUCAUCGCGAGCAGGAUGGGAAGACGCUCCAACCUUCAGUCCUCCCUCCUUUCCUUUCUUCUUCCUCAUCCUCCUCAUCCUCCCCUCCUGUACUUGCGGCCUCUUCUCCUCAUCCCCCAACCUUGUCCGCUUCUGCUUCACCCCCCAUUCUCACAUCAUCAUCCUCCUCCUCAUCCCCACAUCCUCCCAUCCUUUCUGUGUCGACAAGCCCAGCUCCCAUCUCAAGUGGCUCCCUCACUCUGCUUCGAGAGAUGUUCUGUCGGACACAAUGGCCAACUCCUGAGGAGUACAUCCAGCUGGAGGGACAAACAAGCCUUGGCCGCACGGACAUUGUCCGUUGGUUUAAGGACCACCGCUCGGCCUUUAAGAAUGGCGAGACCUUGGACUGGUUGGAAGCUUACCAGACGCAAAAUCGCGUUGAACAGCAAAAAGCAGGACAAGAGCAGAACGGAGAGAGUUUGGACAAACCGCAAAGUGUGUCAUUGGAGGGCAAAGAUGGAAAAGUGGAUGAAUCUGCUGAGAAGAAAACAGCUGCAACAUCUAUGGAGAGCUCCAAGCUGUCCAACCCAGACUCUGUCCAGUGGUUGACUGACUCAAGUAGUGCUGACAAGGGAAGGUGGGUACAAGUGACUGUGGCUGUGGGGGAGGAGAACGAGGGAGGAUUGCAAAGACAGAGACUUGCAACAGAUGCUGACAUUUUAAGCCUGGAACAGCCUGGGAGGGUCACUGGUUGAUGAUGAAGCAAAUUAAUGCGUGACUCACAGAAGUGUGACGUCAGAGACAAGAUGCCAAACGUGGAUGUAACGCCGUGCCGCCGCCGUGGUCACAAAGCCUCGUGGACCUCCUCUCUCUCACGUGUCCACGACGCGGUGGAGCAGAUACUUGCGUUUAAAGGCGUGCCAAAGCUGGACUCGAUGAUGACAAUAUCCUUGUAAAUAUACUCUGUACAGUUUUACCGGGGAAAGUUUUGGGGUUUUUAAGACCGACCUGCCCGAUAUUUAGAAUGUUUUGUGUUGUUUUAUGAUCAUGUAAAAUAGCUGCAUAUUUGCUUCAAAUCAAUUAUUUUGGGGGGUAAAACUGCAACCGCCUACUGCUCAGUCUGAGUAAUGUUUGAUGGCACUCGCGUUAUUGUUGGACUUUCUUAGUGCUUUGGCCGCCUCAUCUCCAGCUUUGGCGUUCCUCUUGUAGCCCCCGCCCUUUUUGGACUCCAAUAAGAGCAGCCUCAGUCGUGGAAGGAAAAAUGAGAGAAUCGAUUUGCGUGAGUCUGGAUUCACAGCUGGAGGCGGAGGCAGAUGUUUGCCACAAAGACAGAUGUGCCGUCCGAGACCAACUGCGAUGAACAAUAGAAUGCACUAACUUGUAUCUUUUUUUCCAAUCAGCUGGUCUGCUCCUGCAUCAGCACCUGAGGCAAUAACAGUGCAGAAUGUUGCUCUUUCUCCUCUACUAAUGUUUCAAAAGAGUCUGUCUGAUCGCACCAUGCUGCCUUUUAUGCUCGUUUCCCCGCCAACAUGACGGUUGAUGUCUAUGGAGAGAAAAAAAACAACACAUGGACAUUCUUUACUAAACUUGCAAGGCGGGAGGAUUUUUUUCGACUGAAGCUUUUUAUGUUUGAGUGUGAAUCUUGCUCGGCUGUAAAUUGUGAACUCGUCUCGUUUGCUCUCAGCUUUCCUUUUUUCUUUUUCAUCUCAAAAGGAAAUGAGUUAUUUCUGUACAUGCUUUAGAAUUUGGGAAAUCAAUCCUGUGGUGAACAUGAACUGUGUUUAUUUUUAUUUUUACUCCAGAUUUAAAGGUGGGCUGCUGUUUAUUUUUGUCCAGUUGUAUCCCCCCAUGCAUUAUUUGUGCAAGCACUGUUUGAGAUUCAACUGUCACUUUGAUUUGAUUACGCCGGUCUAAAAAAGCAAGACGAACCAGCGUUGCUUCUGCUUUGUUCUCUUGUUCAAGCGACUGUCUCAGCGGCGUGAUCUGGCUUCUAAGAAAUACUGCCUGCGUUUUCAUUUUCUUCUCUAACUAAAUAAAUACACAAAGCCA
This is a messenger RNA of Nerophis ophidion (straightnose pipefish), 4644 nucleotides long. It is a transcript of the gene zhx2a, whose product is annotated as zinc fingers and homeoboxes 2a. NCBI's taxonomy places the organism in Eukaryota, Metazoa, Chordata, Actinopteri, Syngnathiformes, Syngnathidae. The transcript has 13 exons. Gene Ontology annotation, cellular component: nucleus. Gene Ontology annotation, biological process: regulation of transcription by RNA polymerase II. The coding region runs from base 711 to 3350 and encodes 879 amino acids. Gene Ontology annotation, molecular function: DNA-binding transcription factor activity, RNA polymerase II-specific; DNA binding. The record is from RefSeq and is a predicted model, not a curated record.